GGUUGACAUGGCGGAGAACCCGCAGGGCGGCGGUGCGGCUUGUUCGCAGCACCCAGUCCCUAGUGCGAGCCACGGCAGCUUCCCAGAGUACGAGCUUCCGGAGCUGCACACCCGGGCGUUCCACGUGGGCGCCUUUGGGGAGCUGUGGCGCGGCCGGCUCGGGGCCCGGGAUUUGUCGCUGAGCGAGCCGCAGGCAGCCGGGCAGCCUGCGGACCGAGGGGCGUCGGACAACAGCUUGGAGGAUGCUGCGGUGGCCCGGGAUCUGGGCUGCAGUCUGGAGGCGGCGGCAGAGCUGAGGGUCGUGUGCGGCCUUGAUAAACUGAGAUGCCUCGAAGAAGAUGAAGACCCGGAAGUCAUCCCCGAGAACACUGAUCUGGUGACUUUAUGUGUUAGGAAGGGGCUCCUGAACUAUCGAGAAGAAAACAUCACAAUAGAUCGCGCCUGUAGACAAGAAACAUUUGCUUAUGAAAUGGAAUCUCAUGCACUUGGGAAAAAACCUAAAAAUCCAGAAGACAUGAUCAAAGAAGGGGAGCUCAUCUUAUCUGUGAACAUCUUAUACCCUGUUAUAUUUAAUAAGCACAAAGAACACAAGCCAUACCAGACAGUGUUGGUACUGGGCAGUCAGAAGCUAACCGAACUGCGGGAUUCAAUUUGCUGUGUCAGUGACCUCCAGAUUGGUGGAGAAUUCAGUAGCACUCCAGACCAAGCCCCGGAGCAUAUCAGCAAAGACCUAUACAAAUCAGCCUUUUUUUAUUUUGAAGGAACCUUUUACAAUGACAAAAGGUACCCAGAAUGUAGAGACUUAAGCAGAACUAUUAUAGAAUGGUCAGAGUCCCAUGAUCGAGGAUAUGGAAAAUUUCAGACCGCUAGAAUGGAAGACUUCACAUUUAAUGACUUGAAUAUUAAACUUGGCUUUCCUUACUUAUACUGUCACCAGGGAGACUGCGAACAUGUUGUUGUUAUUACAGACAUAAGGCUUGCGCAUCACGAUGACUGCUUGGAUAGAACACUUUAUCCCCUUCUUACCAAGAAGCAUUGGCUGUGGACCAGAAAAUGUUUUGUUUGCAAGAUGUAUACAGCUAGAUGGGUGACAAACAACGACACCUUUGCACCAGAGGAUCCAUGUUUCUUUUGUGAUGUCUGUUUCAGAAUGCUCCAUUAUGAUUCUGAAGGCAACAAACUAGGGGAAUUCCUUGCUUAUCCUUAUGUUGACCCAGGAACCUUUAAUUAGUACCACAUAUAUAUAUUUUAUAUACUAAAGUUUAGUUAAUAUAUUUCAUACUUAUUAUACAGUGGGUUAUUUUUUCUUGUGGCUUUUUACUUAUGUUGUUUAUGUUACUGAGAUGUAGAAAUACUUUUUUUGUAUUCUGAAUAUAUAAACAUUGUUGGAAACCAGCUUUUGAUUCUUGUCUCUGACUCCUAUGCAUUCUGUACCCGAAUGGGUUUUGCUAAUGGUAGAAUGCAGCUGACAAUACAUCAAGUCUAGUAGUCCUUUAAAGAAAUCUGUGAAGGACAUGAGAGCUACACCUCCUACUAUGAAGCUUCCAAGGUUUAACUUAAAUUCACUGAAUCUUCUCCAGAUGGCUAAGAACAGAUCAGUAAACCAGAGACCUACACAUCUGUUUAAAGAUUGUGAAGCAUGUUUCAUGGACUUAAAUGCACAAAUACAAUUAUGGCAACUGACAUGGAGAUGACAAGUGCCUAUAUGUGGUAUGUCUAAAAGUAUUCUUGUUUAGUAAUGUAGCCAACACAGGUCAUUUACUCUCCAGGGCUAAUUUACAAUGUGCCCAAAUUUCUUACUUUCCUGUAUUGAGUAAUAUUAACAUUAAGUACACUGAGAAUUCUACUUCACAAUCAUACACUAAUAAUGAAUGAAUGAUUUACUCAAUUCCUAGAUUAAUAUGGCAAUUCUUGUGGGUCUUGUUCAUAUUCUCCCAAAGUAAAUUACAGGAAGUUAGUUAUCCCUAAUACAUAUGUAAUGCCAAUUAUCCCAUUUUAAUAGACAAAGAUGACAGAUAACAGAUAAACAUUAUUAUAUGGAAUCCUUAUUUAUUAAGAAUGCUAUUCUACUUCUUUUUUUACCCACAGUUCACAUGCCUUCCAUUUCUUUGAUGGUAGAAAUAAGGAAAGGCUCACCAGGUUACUGUAAUUAUCUAUUAUUUAGGUAUCCCAACUGGUUCACAUGAAAAGAAUUUCAACUUUAUAGUUACAUGUUGUAAAGCCCCUAACUUCAAACAGUUUUUCUUCAUGCCAGUAUAUCUUUUAAAUACAACAUAACAAUUAAAUUUCAUGUGUCACUUUAAGGGCAGAGGUAAAUAUGAAUGGCACAACCUUAUCAGUGAAAAUUCCUAUAGAUAUUCCUGCACAAGACUGCUGUAUAGAAAAUAGCUGUUUCCUCAAGCAUCUUGCUUAUACUUCACAAUUCUUUUAAGGAUAAUUACACCUUGUAACUUUAUAGCAGGGCACUCAUCACUAAUAUCUGUUGGUGAAUCACGCGACACAAAUUUAAGCACAUUUUGCUAUUUGCAGUAGAUAGUAGUCUAUUCUCUGACCAAUGGAAUAAAGUUUGUUAGCUGAAGCCUUUGCUCUGCAUACAGGAGUAAGUGGCAGACUACAUCCCCACCUGGCACUUUUUAAUCAGGUCAGUGGAUAUAAACAGGAACAUUUUUAGUGUGCCACAUCACUGACUGGGUAAAAAUCCAUCAUGCUAUAGAAUUUCUAGCUAGAAUAGCAUAUAUGGUCUAACGAGCUCUGGUGAAUUGUUUGUACAUACGGACUUGCAAUCAGAAUCUUUCAUUAAGGUGGAAUAUGUAAAAUUGAUCCAAACAACUGGGAAAAACACCAAAAUGGGUAUCCAUACAUGCAUAUUACACAUGCAUACUAUGCACACUGGGGAGGUGGUAGGUUUAAUGCAAUUUUGUUUAGAGUUUCCAGAGUGAUAGCCUGCCUGUGACAGACAGUUCCAAAGCACACAGACCCCUACCUAAGAAGGUACAUGACUAGAAGAACGCUGCUAGCACUGAGUGGGACACUGUAGCUGACACCUGUUGUCAGUGAAGAAUGGGAAGUCCACAGAGGCAGGUGACAGUGCUUCCCUGAGCUUACUACUGCAUACCUCCUCUAUCCCCUAACAGGACCUCAGUGGGGGCUAAGGACGACACUACUUCCUUAGCAGGUGAUCUAGAAUUCUUCCAGUAGUUCUUCUCAAUUAGCAGUAAUAAUAAUUUACUAAUAGAGUUUGGUAGAAAAAAUUUUAAUUAAAACAAGUUUACACAUUUGACACUUAUGGCUUAACUAGAAUAAUUUUCAUUCAAGCUAAAAAUGUACUAAGGACAAAACAGAAGAGUGGUGUAGAUAAUGUACAGCAUUUGCCCCAAACAGUAGUUCAAUAAGAGCAAAAGUUCAAUUACUGAAUAAUUCAAAGUCCUUUACAUAAGUGAAAAUAAUUAUGAGACGUCAAGGCCAUAUAUAAA
Molecule: messenger RNA, 3473 nt
Organism: Microtus ochrogaster (prairie vole)
Lineage: Eukaryota; Metazoa; Chordata; Mammalia; Rodentia; Cricetidae
Gene: Snapc3
Product: small nuclear RNA activating complex polypeptide 3
Biological process (GO): snRNA transcription by RNA polymerase II; snRNA transcription by RNA polymerase III
Cellular component (GO): snRNA-activating protein complex
Molecular function (GO): core promoter sequence-specific DNA binding; bent DNA binding; RNA polymerase III type 3 promoter sequence-specific DNA binding
Source: RefSeq, a predicted model, not a curated record